Molecule: messenger RNA, 416 nt
Organism: Magallana angulata
Lineage: Eukaryota; Metazoa; Mollusca; Bivalvia; Ostreida; Ostreidae
Exons: 3
Coding region: 1-357 (118 amino acids)
Source: RefSeq, a predicted model, not a curated record
AUGAUUCAUACAGGCAAUGAAGGUAUUCAUCUUCAGGUUUAUCCCGAUGGGGAGCAUCGGGACUAUGUAGUGCCGGGGAGCUGUACGAACGGUACCAUUGACUGGAACUACCCAAAGGAGUACGUCAUCAUUCACUUCAAGGGGGAAGGUCACGUUCAAUAUUCCGUAUGUCUUGGAGGAAAUCUAGGUGGUGACAUGUUCACGCUUUAUGACGUCACUGGGGACACAAAACAAGCUAUUCCAAAAGGUACAUGGCCAUGUGUACAAGCUCAGAAUGGUCAUGUUUCUAUUGAGAUUCAUGCACCGGAGUUUCAGACUUACAUGGGAGCUGUAGACUAUUCUGUCCAAACGUCUUAAUAUAGUGUGUAUAUUUCAAUGAUGAAUAAAAUCUGUAUGAACGUUAACUUUAUAAAAAA